AUGGAGUGUUCCCGGAGUGCAAAGGACGAAUGCAAGUCAUGUAUCUUCCCAGUACUCGAUAGUGACACGUCAAAUGAGCCGCACGCCGUGUCGCAGGAUAUCGCUAUCUACAGCCUGCAAACGGUCAGAGCUUUCUGCGACAGUAAUGGGAGCGACAUGACUUCUCUACUCAUCGCUGCGUGGUCUAUUGUUCUCCACCGAUUUUCCGAAUCGGAUGUGCUUUACUUCGGUCUUUAUUUGGACGGUGCGACAAUUGGCAUGACCACUUGUGUUCCUGACAGCGUGCAAUUGCUUGCGGUGACAGUGAACCCCGACUCCCCCAUCAGAGAGUUACUUCAAUGCAACAGCAGUGUACAUGCUCCGGGUCUUGAUGCGAGCCGCGUUCAAUUCAACACCGGUGUUGAAUUUCGAAAGAACAAUACGGAGAGCCCACUGCAGCUGAAACUUGAUGAAAAAGUCAGCGUUAUAGAUGGUGAGGCCCAGCGGUAUGACGUGUUGCUUAUCAUGGAAUUAUGUGGCGAGAAGGUACAUAUGCAGCUAGAAUACAACACUUCAGCCCUCUCCCACAGGCAGGGAAGAAGCAUAGCGGGCUGUGUGGCAGAGGCCAUUCAGUGCUUUUUCCGGGAUCCAAGUCAAAUAGUACGGAACGUCGACUUGGUCGAUCAGCAGAGUCGGCAUGACAUAUUGAAAUGGAACAGUCGAAACAUGGCCACUUCCUAUCAUCGCUCAAUGACGGAAAUAAUCGAUGGAAGGUCGCGUGCUCAGCCGGACGCACAGGCUAUUUGCUCCUGGGACGGCCAGAUGACAUACUCUCAGCUGGAGAAGUUUUCCACCAAAUUGGCAGUGCAUCUGCAAAAAAUGGGAAUUAAAGUUGAUGUGAUGGUGCCUCUUUGCUUCGAGAAAUCUAUUUGGGCGAUUGUCGCAACACUGGCUGUGCUAAAGGCGGGAGCAGCAUUUGUUCCAAUGGAAGCCUCCUACCCGGUGGCGCGUCUGCAACAAAUCAUUUCGCAGACGCAUGCGACAUUUAUCUUAGUAUCGGAACAAUACACAACGUUGCUUACAGGGGCCGCAGACCACAUAAUCACAGUCUCUGGUUUCCUCAUGGGGCAACUGCAGGAUACCGGCCCACUUGCACAUACCCACGCGCAACCGCACCAUACAGCAUAUGUGCAAUUUACAUCGGGCAGCACUGGGAGCCCGAAAGGAUGUGUAGUCAAGCAUCAGGCAUUAGCCGCCAUCGCAAGUCACGGAAAGGCAUUGCAGAUCAGCUCUGAGUGUCGGGUGCUACAAUUUGCGUCGUAUAGCUUCGGCGUUUCUUUGGUCGAAAUAUUCUGCACACUGAUUGUGGGAGGGGUGGUUUGCAUUCCUUCCGAAACUGAGCGUAUCAAUGACCCUUCGGGAGCAAUGUGUCGGAUGUCAGUCGACUGGGCUGUACUGACUCCUUCCGUAGUCAAUUUCCUCAAUCCUAACAGUGUGCCCACGCUUAGAACGUUGGCGAUUGCCGGCGAGCCUUUGAACAAGCGCAUUGUCGAGAGUUGGGCGGGAAUUGUCCGUCUAGUGUCGGUGUAUGGAAUGACUGAAUGGGCUGGAAUAUGUACAGUCCAGCCGCAGAUGACACGGACCAUGAACGUCAAGAACAUCGGCUCAUCGCCCAGUGCAAACCUCUGGCUGGUCAAUCCUGACAAUUAUGAACUGCUCGCUCCAAUCGGAGCAAUUGCUGAGCUGCUCAUCGAAGGCCCCUGUCUGGCACGGGGUUACCUUGGUGAUGCAGAGCGAACAGCUACAGCGUUCAUCAAGGAUCCGCCGUGGCUGCAUUCUUCCCGACAUAACUGGCCGUCUACACUCUAUCGUACAGGUGACCUCGUUCGGUAUGGUCCUGACGGGACUAUUAACUACGUCGAACGCAAGGGUCUGCAGACCAAGAUCCGAGGCCAGCGGAUUGAGUUCGGAGAGGUGGAAUACCACGUUCGCCGCCACUUCCACGAUGCCGCCAAGGUCAUUGCCGAGGUGGUGAUUCCAGCGGGAGGGGCUGGGUGUCAAACCUUGGUGGCGUUCAUUGAUUCUAGAGAAGGGAAAGCCCGCGAGCGUCAGCAGACUCUCAAAGAUUCUGACUCUGGUCUAAUCCUCGAUGAUUCUGAUCAGGCAUUCCGACAAUAUGCUGCGAUGACUGAUUCAGCCAUCCGUAGUCUCUUACCUGAUUAUAUGGUCCCGCAGGCAUAUAUCCCCCUGAAAUAUGUGCCGUUGACAGUAUCCGGUAAAGUUAGCCGCCGCACGCUGAGGGAAGCUGCAGGUAGACUGUCGUAUGAAGAUUUGAUCUCAUUUACCGACACCAGGAUCAAGAAAGUGAAACCAGGCUCGGGUAUUGAAAAGCUUCUCCAUCACCUGGUCUCACAGACUCUCAGUCUGCGAUCCGAUCGUUUUGGCGUGAAUGAGAGCUUCUUCCGACUCGGAGGCGACUCCAUCAAGGCGAUGCAUUUGGCGGCUCGAUGCCGAGCUAAGAAUAUAUCAAUCACUGUGCAAGAUAUUUUUCGUGAGAAAACCAUAGCCCGUCUUUCCCUGUGCGCAAAGAUGGAUGAGACAAAAACGCCAGAACAGUCCAAUGGUGGUACUGAGACAGCGUUCCUUCUAUCACCAGUCCAGCAGAACAUAAUUUAUGGAGUAUCCAGAGGUCAAAAUCAAUCUAUUCAGACAAUUCGUCUUCAACUGGAGAGGCAUAUUUCUCCUGAGUUCAUGGAGACCACAAUCUACGAGGUUGUCCGUUGUCACCCAAUGCUGCGCGCCCGUUUUGCCCAGGAUCAUAAGGGUUUCUGGACUCAGAGAGUUGUUCAUGAGACUCGAGGAGCAUAUGGGCACAGCAACCGCAUUGUAACCAGCAAGGAAGCCGUGUCUGACAUCAUGGCCUCCGCUCAGCAAGUUCUAGAUAUUGAAAAGGGUCCUAUUUUUGCUGCUUCAUAUAUUCGCGCUGACGGAGGCAGUCAAUUUCUGGCGCUUUCCGCUCAUGAAUUAGUGGUGGACCAAACUUCAUGGAAGAUCAUUCUGGCCGAUAUUGAACACCUUCUGAGCGGAGGCAUGCUGUCAGAUGGACCAAAAGCACAGCAUUUUCGGGAAUGGUGCUGUACGGAGUUGCAAAAAAAUCGUGCUCAUCGCGUUGUUUCCCACCAGGCUAUGUUAUACAAAGUAGCAGAUUCAGCGGUGGACGAUGCCCUGGCCACUCACAGGUCCCGCGCGAAUGAGAUCGACUUCGUGAUACCACCACUUGUUUCGCACUCGAUUCUUACCAAAGCGAGCGGAAUUCUCCGGGUCGAGCCCUUUGAAAUCUUCCAAGCUUUGAUACUCGAUUCCUUCGCACGGACUCUUGAAAGUCGAGAGCUGCCUAUGAUAAUAGCUCAAAUAGAUGGACGCGAGUUGUACCACUGCUCUGGUGGUGAUUACUCAUGGACUGUGGGUCAUUUUAAUACGCUUCUGCAGGUACAAGUGCCCUCUCCCUCUCAUCGGCAGCCGGAUCUUCUAGACCUUCUACGCCAGACGAAGGACAGCUGCCGACAAUGCCACAGCGGAGGGGACACACCGCCUUCGGUCAACCAGGAUGCGGUAUUGAGAAAAAAGCCAAUAAUCCUCUUCACUUUUGCCACAGCUGCACAGCGGUGGGGGGCGCGUGACAGUACUCUGUGGCAGCAGGUGUCUUUCCAGGCUCGAGAGUGGCCAGGAUAUAUACAGAACAUCCUGCCUCCUGCAUUCAUGGCUGUAAAUGUUUCCCUCAUCAAUGAUUUGCUGAAAGUCUCUUUCAGUCGCAGCGACAUACUAUCUGAUACAGAACUUCAGCACUGGGCCCAUGAAUUCGAACAAUCUGUGAACGAGCUUGUGGAACUGCUACAGCAAGGGAACCCUAUUUUCCUUCCCAGAGAUUUUCCGCUGCUUGAAAUAAGCGUCGCUGACCUUGACUACCUCCUGAAUCGCCGCCUGCCAGAAAUCGGUAUUGACCAGAAAGAUCUGGAAACGGCAUAUCCAUGUUCGCCCAUUCAGCAAGGAAUGCUGCUAAGCCAGACACGCCAGCCUCAGUCCUAUCAAUUAUUCUUCAUUUGGGAGGUCACUGCUGCUGGUGACACUCACAAAAUCAAUAUUGAUAGGCUCCAGGCUGCCUGGGUACAGCUGACCUAUCGCCAUUCCGUCCUGAGGUCAAUCUUUGUGGAAGGUGUUUCAAAAUACUCAUUCAUACAGGUGGUAUUGAAUGCUGGCUUAGUGCAAACAGUACUAACAAGAUGUGCUGGUGCUGAUGCGUGUGAUUUCCUCUACGCAAACCGGCUGAUCCGAAAACAGGGCCGAGAGUCGCUGCCACGAUUCACAGUCUGUGAGACGGACAGCGACAGAGUCUUGUGUGCUCUGGAAAUUAGCCACGUGCUGACUGAUGCCACCUCGAUGGCCAUUUUGCAACGUGACCUGACUCUCGCAUACGGCGACCAGCUGCCUAUCGGUGGGAGAGAAAGCUAUGGAGACUACAUCGCAUUUCUGCAAAGUGCAUGUGAAGCUCCUACUAUCGAGUAUUGGAGGAAGUAUCUAGGUGGCUGUGGCCCCUGCAUAUUUCCGCGGCUGCGCGACACCUCAUUAUCUCCCGGGGACGCCACAGAACUGCAACAGACUCAUGUGACACUGAGAGACAUACCUAAGAUCUAUGAAUUCUGUGCCGAUACAGGGUUCACAAUAUCGAAUGUCCUUCACCUUGCUUGGGGACUAGUACUGCGAGCUUACACAGGGCUGGACUCGGUGUGCUUUGGUUACCUAGCGUCGGGGCGAGGAGCUCCGGUAUCUGGAAUAGAAGACGCCGUGGGCCCAUACAUAAACAUGCUAAUCUGUCGGUUGGAUUUCAAUGGGUUCAAGACACCCUCGCAGAUACUGAGUAAGCUCCAAGUGGAUUGUGCAGCGGGGCUGACUCACCACCAUUUCUCUUUAUCCGACCUUUUUCACUCAAUGGGCCUCGCAGAAAGGUCGAUGUUCAACACAUGUAUGACUUUCUCCUCGGAGGAACGUGAAGACAAAGAUUUGGGAGAAGGGAGUUUAGUGAUUCAAGAGAUGGAAUCUUAUCUGCCGAGCGAGUACGAUGUCAUGAUCGAUUGUAGGAUGAAAGGCCGUCGUCUGACCGCGGCGCUGCGUUAUAGGAUGGCGGCUCUAUCCGAGAGACAAGCUACGGGAAUAGCACACACUUUGUACCAAGCGGUGAAUGGCAUUAUAGAAGGCGAAGAAAUUGGCAGAGUAUCACUGUUAAGCGAACUAGACAAAAAGCAGCUAAGACAGUGGAAUGGAGAGGUGCCAGAGCGGACGGAGCGGUGCGUGCACGAGCUGAUUGAGGAACAGUGCCGAGCUCAGCCGGCGGCGCCGGCAGUGUGCGCGUGGGAUGGUGACUUGACAUAUGGCGAGCUGGACGCACUGUCUUCGGCGCUGGCAGCGCAUUUAGUAGAGCACGGGGUAAGACCCGAGGUGUUCGUGCCGCUAUGUUUUGAAAAGUCGAGGUGGACGACAGUGGCAAUACUUGGGGUGGUAAAGGCGGGCGGUGCGUUUGUGUUGUUGGACCCAUCGCAUCCGCAGGUGCGACUACAGACGAUCUGCCGAGACGUGUCGGCUGAGCUAGUUGUGGCAUCAGCGCACAGCAAGGCUAUAGCGGUGGAAUUGGUAGCCGAGCUGGCAGCGCAGGUGGUAGUGGUAGGCGACCACGAGACAGCAUGGCGGAAGGAGACCACCAGCUGGGCAGGCUCUACAGUGGUGCCCGACAAUGCGCUUUACGCCGUAUUUACCUCUGGCUCCACUGGCUCUCCCAAAGGAGUCGUCAUUUCCCAUAGUGCUUACUCCACAAGUGCUCUGUUCCACGGUCAACAUCUGUCCCUGUCCAGCCGGUCAAGAGUACUUCAGUUUGUUUCGUACGGAUUUGAUGUCAGCAUUGCUGACUCGCUAACCACCUUAAUAUUUGGCGCGUCAGUUUGUGUUCCCUCUGACACAGAACGAAGAAAUGACUUGGCCCUGAUAAUCACGAACUACCAGGUGAACUGGGCGCAUCUUACCCCUUCACUGAUCAAGGUUCUAGAGCCAGAAACUGUGCCGAGCUUACAAACCCUGGCUCUGAUAGGGGAGCAGAUGUCGAAGGCAGACGUUGAGGUUUGGGCUUCCCAGGUACAGCUAAUAAAUUCCUACGGGCCGGCAGAGUGCAGUGUUGUCUGUACUGCAUUAUCAAGCAUGAAGCCGGGUACGGACCCUCGGAAUAUCGGGUACGCAACAGGCUGUGUGCCAUGGGUAGUAGACAUGCAAAGCCAUGAGAGAUUAGUCCCGGUCGGAGUAGUGGGCGAGCUGCUGAUUGAGGGCCCGAUUGUUGGGCGUGGCUACAUCAACGACCCAGAGCGGACAAAGGCGGUUUUCAUCGACCCGCCGGCCUGGAUGCGCCAGUUCCGUGGGAGGAACGUUGGCGGACGGUUGUAUAAGACAGGCGAUCUAGUGCAGUACGCAGAGGACGGGUCACUGCGCUUUGUCGGGCGCAAGGACACACAGGUCAAGCUCCGCGGCCAGCGCAUCGAGUUAGGUGAAGUGGAGCACCACGUGCAGCGGUGCUUCCCGCAGGCGCGCGACGUGGUGGCCGAGGUAGUCACGCCGACGGAGGUCGGGCGCCCGCCGCUGCUAGUGGCCUUUGUCUGGGCAGACAGGCUACAUCAAGAACCGCCAGGCAAUACCACCUCAAACAGUGAUACAGAAGAUAUCCUAGCUGCGCCUACCAAUUCCUUCCGCGCGGAUAUCCCUAUUGCCAAGGCUCAUCUCUAUAAUGCCGUGCCAGCCUAUAUAGUGCCGGAGCUUUUUCUUCCCUUGGCAGCCGUGCCGCUGACAGCUACCGGCAAAACUGAUCGUCGCCGGCUGCGAAACCGAGCCGCCAGCCUGUCUCGAGCCGAGAUUGAGGCAUACCACAGCCUUGUAGUAGCCAAGCGCGCCCCUGCCACUCAAAUGGAGCAGACACUGCAGCAGCUAUGGGCGCAGGUAUUGAAUAUCGCGCCCCAUACUAUUGGCACGGAUGACAACUUCUUCCAUCUUGGUGGUGACUCGAUCUCGGCGAUGAAGCUUGUUAGCGUUGUCCGCGAAGGAGGUCUCUCACUUACCGUGGCCGAUGUGUUUUACCAGCCGAGGCUGUCGGAUUUGACACGUAUUGCCCAGUCAACGUCGGGCACGCCUUCGCACGUCUCCAAUCUUCCGUCCCCGUUCUCUUUACUCGAACACGGUGCCGUGCACGAUGCUGUCGUUCAACUGGCCAUCAACCAAUGCCAGGUAUGCCAAGACCAAAUUACCGACAUUUACCCCUGCACCGCCCUGCAGGAGGGUCUCAUUGCCCUCACAGCCAAGACAGCAAGAGCCUAUAUUGCCCACUUCUCUUAUCGCAUCCCGACUGAUACCGAGCUGGUUCACUUCCGAGCUUCAUGGAACGCGGUCGCUAUUGCCAAUCCCAUUCUCAGUACGAGGAUCAUCUCGCGCGACCCACUGGGAAGCUUCCAGGUAGUUGUACCGGGCGAGCUUCCGUGGGUGCUCUACGACGAUGAGGAAGCAUAUAUGGCAAAAGCCACGCCAUCAUUGGGGCUAGGCAAACCCCUAGUCCGGGCGGCCGUCGUCAUGAGCCAAAGCUCGAAGAAGGGACCACGGUUCAUACUCACGAUGCAUCACGGGUUGUACGAUGCCUGGUCUCUGCCGCUUCUUCUGGUGCAGGCUGCAGCGGCCAUCCAGGGCGAGCUGUUGAAAUCGCGACCUUUUAGCCCGUUUAUAGCGUACCUCUGCGACUCAACGUCUGAUGCGGAGGGAUUCUGGCGGUCACAAUUUACCGAGCUGGAAGUUUCGUGUUUCCCACCGCUGCCGACGCCGGCGUACAAUCCGAAUCCAACCAUGUCCGCCACGCAUACGAUAAGCUUGCCAAACGGCCCGGUGGACGGUUUUACAGUGACCACCAAGCUCCGGCUGGCCUGGGCUUUGACCCUUUCCCAAUAUUCCAACACCAGCGACGUCGUUUUUGGACUGACUGUCACGGGGCGUGGGGCGCCGGUGACGGGCAUUGGGCAGAUGACCGGACCGACCAUCGCUACCGUCCCUCUUCGCGUCCGGCUGGACCGGAAUGCCACAGUAACCCAGGCCCUCCAGCGAGUCCAGGAUCAAUCAAUCGAGAUGCUGGCGUUUGAGCAGACUGGCCUGCAGAAUAUUCGCCGUCUAAGCGACGAGGCGGCGGACGCAUGCCGGUUCCAAAACCUGCUGGUUAUCCUACAGCGCCAAAGAGAUCACAUACCAGACCUGUUUACGGAACCGGAUGUCCUCGCUGAGCAAGACGCAUUCACGACCUACGCACUUACUAUGCUGUGUGAAUACGAGAGCGGCUCGGUGAGCGUACAGGCGACAUAUGAUCCGCAGAUGAUUGCGCCCACAGAAGUGCAGCGAAUACUUUACCAACUGGCGCAUAUGAUGGGACAGAUUUAUCAGCAACCGAAUAAGUUGAUCGGAGACCUGAGUAGGGUAAGCCGCGAGGAUUGGAGGCAACUGAAGGAGUGGAAUGGAGAGGUACCAGAGCGGACGGAGCGGUGCGUGCACGAGCUGAUUGAGGAACAGUGCCGAGCCCGGCCGGCGGCGCUGGCAGUGUGCGCGUGGGAUGGUGACUUGACAUAUGGCGAGCUGGAUGCACUGUCUUCAGCGUUGGCAGCGCAUUUAGUCGAGCACGGGGUAAGACCCGAGGUGUUCGUGCCGCUAUGUUUUGAAAAGUCGCGGUGGACGACAGUGGCAAUGCUUGGGGUGGUAAAGGCUGGCGGAGCAUUUGUGCUGCUAGACCCAUCACAUCCGCUGGCGCGGCUGCAGGCGAUCUGCCGGGAUGUUUCGGCUGAGCUAAUCGUGGCAUCGGCGCACAACAAGGCAAUGGCGGCGCAUCUAGUGGCUGACCGUCCAGUAACUGUGGUGUCUGUCGGGACUAAUGACACUACAUGGCAAGACAGGAGCAGCCUGAUUGUUCCAUCCUCCGUUAGCCCAGAGAGCGCGUUGUAUGCCGUGUUUACCUCUGGCUCCACUGGUACUCCUAAAGGAGUUGUUAUCCUGCAUGCUAGCUUUUGCUCCAGCAUGCUACCAUAUACAGGCGCUCUCCGCCUUACAGGUCAAUCGCGUGUCCUCCAGUUCUCGUCAUACGCCUUUGAUAUUAGCAUUCUGGAUGUCUUCAUGUCACUUACAGUUGGCGCAUGCGUCUGCAUUCCUUUUGAAUCCUCCCAGCAGACUGAUAUAAAUGCGGCCAUAGGGACAUACCAGAUCAGUUGUGCUAACAUUACUCCAUCCUUGUUGAGCAUGUUGACGCACGAGAGCCUUCGGAUAUUACACAUAGUGGCUGUUGGAGGUGAAACUGUCUCCACUGCUGCAGUGAAAAGCUGCAGCCCACAUGUUCGACUGAUAAAUGCCUAUGGGCCUGCAGAAUGCUCUGUAUCAGCCGCUGUUCAGACAAGGAUGAAUGAACGCUCAGAUCGGGGGAAUAUCGGCCAUGCGAUAGGAUGCGUAUGCUGGGUUGUGGAUUGCGAGAGCCAUGAGAGAUUGGCACCGAUCGGAGCCGUGGGUGAGCUGCUGAUUGAGGGACCAAUUAUCGGGCGUGGCUACCUCAACGACCCAGAGCGAACAAAGGCGGUUUUCAUCGACCCGCCGGCCUGGAUGCGCCAGUUCCGUGGGAGGAACGUUGGCGGACGGUUGUAUAAGACAGGCGAUCUAGUGCAGUACGCAGAGGACGGGUCACUGCGCUUUGUUGGGCGCAAGGACACACAGGUCAAGCUCCGCGGCCAGCGCAUCGAGUUAGGUGAAGUGGAACACCACGUGCAGCGGUGCUUCCCGCAGGCGCGCGACGUGGUGGCCGAGGUAGUCACGCCGACGGAGGUCGGGCGCCCGCCGCUGCUAGUGGCCUUUGUCUGGGCAGACAGGCUACAUCAAGAACCGCCAGGCAAUGCCACCUCAAACAGUGAUACAGAAGAUAUCCUAGCUGCGCCUACCAAUUCCUUCCGCGCGGAUAUCCCUAUUGCCAAGGCUCAUCUCUAUAAUGCCGUGCCAGCCUACAUAGUGCCGGAGCUUUUUCUUCCCUUGGCAGCCGUGCCGCUGACAGCUACCGGCAAAACUGAUCGUCGCCGGCUGCGAAACCGGGCCGCCGGCCUGUCUCGAGCCGAGAUUGAGGCAUACCACAGCCUUGUAGUAGCCAAGCGCGCCCCUGCCACUCAAAUGGAGCAGACACUGCAGCAGCUAUGGGCGCAGGUAUUGAAUAUCGCGCCCCAUACUAUUGGCGCGGAUGACAACUUCUUCCAUCUUGGUGGUGACUCGAUCUCAGCGAUGAAGCUCAUCAGCGUCACCCGCAAACGCGGGCUAGCCCUUACCGUAGCUGACGUCUUCCAGUGGCCAACUCUUGCCCAACAGGCCACAUCAAAAAUUCGCAUUCCUUCUGCUUCCCUCUGA
Molecule: messenger RNA, 10467 nt
Organism: Penicillium soppii
Lineage: Eukaryota; Fungi; Ascomycota; Eurotiomycetes; Eurotiales; Aspergillaceae
Product: acetyl-CoA synthetase-like protein
Exons: 3
Coding region: 1-10467 (3488 amino acids)
Biological process (GO): amino acid activation for nonribosomal peptide biosynthetic process; secondary metabolite biosynthetic process
Cellular component (GO): cytoplasm
Molecular function (GO): phosphopantetheine binding; catalytic activity
Source: RefSeq, a predicted model, not a curated record